Messenger RNA from Polyodon spathula (Mississippi paddlefish), 1342 nucleotides. RefSeq names its product protein FAM210B, mitochondrial-like. The coding region runs from base 1 to 525 and encodes 174 amino acids. The transcript has 4 exons. NCBI's taxonomy places the organism in Eukaryota, Metazoa, Chordata, Actinopteri, Acipenseriformes, Polyodontidae. Gene Ontology annotation, cellular component: mitochondrion. The record is from RefSeq and is a predicted model, not a curated record.
AUGAAAAGAAGUAUCUUUCAGAAUCACGCCAGAGACUUGCCAGCGGUGCAGUACACUCCCCUGGGAAGCUACCAGAUCAAAACCAGUCAAAAACGGCAGCUAUCGCAGCUCUCCACAGCGCCUCUGAGUCAAGCAGAGAGCGGUGAUUCCAGAGUGGGUGCAGCAGAACAGGAAAGAGAGGAAAACAGAAAACCCAACAAAUCCCAGCAGCUGAAGAAGGUCUUCAAGGAAUACGGAGCCGUCGGAGUCGUGUUCCACAUCGGAAUCUCCUUGAUGUCGCUGGGGAUAUUUUAUCUGGCUAUUUCUAGCGGCACUGACAUGACAGCUCUGCUCUUCAAGGUGGGAUUCAGCGAGGCCUUGGUCCAGUCCAAGAUGGCUGCCGGCACCAGUACAUUCGUGCUGGCCUACGCAGUUCACAAACUGUUUGCCCCGGUCCGCAUCAGCAUCACGGUGGUCUCUGUGCCCUUCAUCGUGCGCUACUUCCGAAAAGUGGGUCUUUUCAAGCCCCCUGUCUCUAGCCCUUGAAUACACACCCACCUGGGCUCCAUAGCUGCUGCUGCACUGCAUUUUGGGUGUGAUGUCAUCGCAGCUGCUCAAGUUAGUGUUGCUGCUGGGAGUUUGUUCCUGGCCCAGCCUGUUCACAAACUCUGUUGGACUUUUUCUACUCUAGUUAUUUUUAAAAAGGUAGGGCUUAAAUCACCCAGAUAGAGAGAAUCUUCCUUCAACUGCUUUUGAAUAGUUCUUAGUGGCGUUUGAAAUACAAAUUACCCAUGUCAUUUCAAAAGGUAUUUUACCCCCAGCUGCCCAGUUCCUUACUGCUGCACGCCAGGUGCUGGCUGUCCAUCAGUAAAUACAACAGCAUCCUUGGUUUACAGAUAGGAGUGAGCCUUGGGCAAUGGGUAGGGGGAAAAAAAAUACAUUUAAAACACAGCAGGCAAAUAGCAACCCUGCAGCGUUUACAAUAGAACCGCUUACACAGCAACAGAUAUAUCCGGUCCUUGACUCUGGAAAGGGGAAAAAGACCCGAAAGAUGCCAUAUCUCAGUUGCUUGCUGAAAGCCAUCUGGAACAGACUGCAAAAGGAAACCAGCAUUUACAAUCAUACGAAUCUACCCCAGCCUCUGCAAUAAAACACACCCAAGCUCACACUUUUAAUUGGGUGUUGGAACACUAAGCAUUUAACAGUGAUAGUCUGAAUCUGAUACCAGCGCCAAAAUCUCUGGGAAGAGAGGCGAAAGCUAGCAUCCUGAAUUGCUAAAGACAUCUUGUUUUUCAGUCAACAUUUGUUGUCCUAAAGCCACAUACAGUAAUAGAAAUGAUAAUUAUUAAAAGUCACAAAUGAA